Messenger RNA from Daphnia magna, 3801 nucleotides. RefSeq lists its product as uncharacterized. Gene Ontology annotation, cellular component: nucleus. The record is from RefSeq and is a predicted model, not a curated record. Bases 1957 to 3537 code for a protein of 526 amino acids. Gene Ontology annotation, molecular function: DNA binding. The transcript is spliced from 7 exons. NCBI's taxonomy places the organism in Eukaryota, Metazoa, Arthropoda, Branchiopoda, Diplostraca, Daphniidae.
UUUGUUGCUAGCCCAGAACAGAAAGCAUGGUCAAAGUCAGUUACAUUCAGAUAUUAUGGCCAGGGGCUAUCAUCAUACUGUUUAAGGUCUGGUUUCUUUCAGCUGAAAAUUUACGAGCUCUCUACCUGCUUCAAGACAUUGUCUUCUUGGUAGGCCUUAGUCGCAAUAUAAAGGGGAAAAAAAAGAUCCCUAUUUUACAGUACCGUUGGUAUUUUUGAGUCGUCAAGUGUGGACCCUAUGACACCAAAACAAUUGAAAGGGCAAUUACUUUAAAGACGUAUUUUAGACAGUCUAUUUCAUCGUCUGGUGCCUAUAUUUUCCUUUGAUUUUACGAAAUAAGCAAACUGCCUUGUUUGACCGUUUUUGUUGUCAAUCAACACAAAGUUCUCUUUUUGUUUAUUUUUUUUUUAGAUAACCCUAGAAAAAUGUGACGUCUGCUUUGGAAAAAGACAACAUUUUAAUCAAAAACUAAUAAACACCAUUCUUUGGAAAAUGUCUGUGCGCAGAUUUUUUGUUCGCAAUAACAUGACCAAAUAAGAAAAUGGUAAAACGAAGAAGUCAGACGACUUUAUUUUCUAGUAAAAAGUACAGCGAUUAUAGCGAGGAGAUUGUACAAACUACAAGGCAGUCACGAGUUACAGAGAAGGAUAGAUCCGAAUAUGCCAUGACGCAAUGGAGCACACUAUUCUUUGGUUGGAGCAGAACCAACCAGUGAUGUAACUUUGGCUCACACAUAACGCCGCCGACCGUUGCUACCCUCAAGGCGGCUAUACACGCUCUCUCCUUCUCUCUAUUUCUCUCUCUCUCUCUCUCUCUCUCUCUCUCUCUUUCAUUUCUAUUCUUUCUUCUCUCUCUCUUUCUCUCUCCCGUCCCUUCUUUAGUGCAGAGUUACACCAUCAAUGUUAUCUGUAAUCCUUGUCUGGGCGACUCAGCGCUGCAAGGCUCUAAACUUGUUACAAAAGGACACGAAAACAAAAAUCACUACCCAAUAUCAAAAGUGUUCGCUCGGAGGCUUUUUUUUUCCUCUUUCUUCUGUGUGCCUAAAAAUUUGGACAGAAUCCUACGUUUUUUAUUUAUUUUUAUUUUAUUUGUUGUGUUCCACCUGAGUAGGCUUAUGAUAUCAAGGUUUCGGUGUACUCCUUGACUCCACAUUUAAAGUUAAAAAAAAAAGGUGUUUUUAAAUAUUUUUCUUUUCAUACAUUCGCAUCAAACGACCGGCGCCGUGAAAACCAAACGCGGGUACAAAGAAAUGGAAAGAAAAGACGGACGUGUAUAAAAACGAUUCGGAUAGCAACUGCAAGUCUGGAACACCGUCAGACCGCAUUUCUAACCAGCUGUUCCAUAUAUGAAGUUUUAUCCAGCAACGUAACCAGUCUUCUGCAGGACCAAUCGUUUUCCUCACUCAGCAGAGGGAGCCGCUAACCAAAAUAUAGUCAAAUUCUGCCUAAAGCUUUAGUCUCCAUAUCUAAAUGAGAUUUGGCAACCUCAUAUAUUGUUCGACUGCUACCAACAGUGUACCAACUUUUUCGGGUUUGCGAGAGAGACAUUAAAAAAAAAGCCUCUAAUGUGGACAUGGUUUAGUGUAAACUAAAAAACCUUGGAAACGUCAUCGGCUCCGGACGACUUCCAAAAAGGAGGGGGUUGGGGGGGGGACUCGAAUUUCAGUUCAAAGACCUUGAGGUAGGUUGCAAGAUAUGCGCCACAUCGUCUUCUUCUUCAGCCAACAGCCGGAGGCUUAUAUACUCUUUCAACCCUCUUAGCCGCUCCUCCUCCUCCUCCUCCUCCUCCCCGUCUUUCCUGGCUGCUCUAACUCGGACCUCUUUUGCAAGUCAUUUGGGUCCGUCCACUCUCUUUUAGCCCGGACACAACAGCGGAACGUGCUCAUAGUGUCUGUGAAAUUCGUGUGAGACUCGAGCACAUGAGUUUUGGUGUGAUAAGUACUUGGUGUGGUACGUGAUGGCCGAUCCGGCGCAGCAGUCUCAGCCACUUCCACCGACGGCACCGAAAACCCGUCUCGGAUUGUCUCUUUCUGAACGGAUUAAAGUAAUCGAAGCGCGACAGAUGGGCAAAUCCAUGCGGCAGUUAGCUGCCCAGUUUGGCUGCGGAAAAACGCAAAUUCUCAAUACACUUGCUCAAAAGGAAAGAUACAUUCGCGAAUGGGAAGUGAUGGGCCGAAAUAAUCCCUCGAUCGGCGCACGAAAACGGUUUCGACAUACACGAAACGAACAGAUUAAUCGCUCUGUUCACGAAUGGUAUCAACAGCAGGCAGCAAAUGGUCUCCGAAUUACAGGCCCCAUGCUGCAAAAACAAGCCAGACACUACGCAGCACAUUUAGGAAUUAUCAAUUUUGCAGCUAGCAACGGAUGGUUAGCUAAUUUUAGAAGAUUCUACAAUAUCAUCAGUUGCUCUCCGCAUCCACGGAAGCGGAAACUGGCUGCCGUUCUCCAGCCGGAAAGCAACGAAGAAGAUGCUGACCCACAAGCAAGCACUUCAAAGUGUCACCUUGAUGCAGAAUUCGUGCAAGUUGGAUGUGACGAAGUUCUUAAAAGAUCUCCACAGUUGCCGUCUGAAAUUGUGACCGAAAAGGACCCAUUAUUAGAAGAGAACCAAUCAGAUAUAAUUUCGAUGAGACGCAUCAAAUCAGAACCUGCAUCUGAAGAUGAAGAACAACUUAACAAUUUUCCAGCUAGAGAUAAAUAUCUAGAAGGGCCAUUAGGAUGUUCCAGUCGGCCACAAAAUUUAGUCAUGGAUGAAAAUAGUUCGUUAAGAAAUUCUGAGGAGCUUCCCCAAAUUUCAACUUGCAAACCAAAGGUCACUUCAUCCACAUCCACCGUAAAUCAUCGAAAACGCCGUCUUCUUCAUCGAGAACAUACAGAAAGAGCACCAUCUCCCCGAGAUAUAGGACAUAGUAGAAUUGUUGAAACCAAUCAAGCCUGCGGCGUGGUGGAAGAAAGAAGGCUACCGAGACUUGAUCCAAUAUCUCCAUUAAAAGUUUAUUCAGCCGAACUACAGAACCUUGCCCGGGCCAAGGGCUUGCUUACUGUUUCAAUGAAAGACGAAGGCGGCAGCGAAUGGGUAGAGAUUCGGCAGUCUGUCGCCUUUUAUCGAGUUCCCAACCACGGUUAUCCAACACACUUGUCACGGAUCGUUGUUGACUCUAGUCUCCAAUAUUACCUCGAAGUGCUGGGCCAUUGUGUCCAAAAAGGAUCUCUUAUCUUUAAGGACGCCAGCUAUAGUUUUAAUUACAAUGAAGCCGCUUCGAUUCUGGAUGAUCUAAGCGGUGGUUACACUGUUUGUGAUGGCAUCGAACUUUUGUCAGACAGAGUUACUGAUCUGCACAUGAAGAAUGUUCAAGAACUCGGGCAUUCGGAGAACAUGUAUGCAACACUACCUGAUCAACGAUUUCGAUCGACCGAUUGUAGCAUAUGGAUUGAUAGUCGCAUCGGUCUGAAAUGUUUAGCGUGCAAACUAGCAAGCAGUAAUUUUAUUGCCAAUUCGCCAAUGGAUCUACGUUGCCCAUCAGUUUUCAAUUCGUGAUCCAUUACUAGUGUUGGAAGUGGAAUUUUUAAAAAUUAUAGUUAUUGAAUAAUUAACUGUGAUGGCUGCUUGUGUAAUAGAUUAAUGUCAGAUUUGUGUUCUUUUUUAUAAACCUGACAGUGAUUUGCCGUUAGAAAAAAAUUCAGCUGAUUGUUGUUUACUUGAUAAUUGAUAAAGAAGGCAUCAAGGGUCUUGUAACUCUCAGAAAUCUACCAUGAUUCUAGAUCUGCAUUAAAUAAAAAUUCUUUUUUGCUUCUUUCAAAA